Messenger RNA from Haliotis rubra (blacklip abalone), 986 nucleotides. Its product is annotated as transforming growth factor-beta-induced protein ig-h3-like. The coding region runs from base 26 to 937 and encodes 303 amino acids. The transcript has 6 exons. NCBI's taxonomy places the organism in Eukaryota, Metazoa, Mollusca, Gastropoda, Lepetellida, Haliotidae. The record is from RefSeq and is a predicted model, not a curated record.
UCAGGGGAACUUACAUGGUGGAGCAAUGAAGUUGUACUUCGUGUGUGGGCUGCUUCUGUUUGGCGUCUGUGAUGUUGCUGCCAAAACCAUCAUGGAGGCUAUGAGUUCUAGGUACGACAUCAUGUCCUUCACAAGUCUCGUGCGAAGAGCGGGUCUUCAAAGUCUCCUCACCACGGGAAACUACACGGUCUUCGUCCCAACAGACUCGGCACUUGAAACCUUACCUGCAGAUAUGAUUUCGCAGCUGUACCAGAACAUCACCCAAUUGAAGGCCAUGGUCAACUAUCACAUCGUGCCGUACGCUGGGAUCACAGAGCGCGAAUGGACAGGAGAGAAAGUCAACACCCUGACGUCACAACCUGUUCGCCUGGCCACCUACCCACAUAACAAUGUGACUGUUGUUAACGGCGAGGUCCUGCAGGAGUCCAACAUGACCGUGUCAAAUGGACAUAUUUAUCUGCUGAGCUCUAUCCUGAGCCCCCCGACGGCUGAUGUUGUCCGAACCCUAGAGCAGGACGCCAAGUACUCCAAAUUUCUCACGGCGGCCGCUUUAUCGGGAAUGACGAGUAAACUUAAAGAAGACAACAUCACAGUCCUUGCUCCUUACGAUCUUGCAUUUGACAACAUGUAUAAAAAUAGGACGGAUGCUUUGUUUAACAGCUUAAAUAUGAUGAGAGCAAUGGUGGAAUUCCACGUCGUGCCAGGCACCUACUACACGUCUGGGUUUUAUGACGAAGAGAAAAUCAGGGAUGACAACAGUAGAUACGACAAUAACCUCGUCGUGCACGAAUACGGAAGGCAAUCCUUUAGGAUUAGCCCGUUUGAAGGAAACGUCUUGAACGAGGACUGGGUUGCCACCAAUGGCGUCAUCCAUGCUAUCAGUGGCGUGAAGGUAACAUGGGCGUACCUUCGAGGUCUCGACGCGAUAAUUGGAUGAAAGCAAUGUUUGAGACGACACACUCAAAAUAAAGAGAUGUUGGUAUGAA